This is a messenger RNA of Chlamydomonas reinhardtii, 3348 nucleotides long. RefSeq lists its product as uncharacterized. The transcript has 7 exons. The record is from RefSeq and is a predicted model, not a curated record. Lineage: Eukaryota; Viridiplantae; Chlorophyta; Chlorophyceae; Chlamydomonadales; Chlamydomonadaceae. Bases 269 to 2932 code for a protein of 887 amino acids.
AAGUUGACGAACACGUCGUCAGCAGGCCGCGGAGGAAACGCAUUAUUCGCGUUUUUGCACGUCUUCCGCUUUACACCGGUAUACUACUACAUGAUUGCUAGAAAGAAUGCACAGAGGCUAGAUUGCAGACGAGGUGAAGGCGCUGAGUAGCAUUACUGUCUCACACGCGACAGCCGCGAAUGCCUUACUGGACAUCUAUCUGCAUAAACUGCAUUCACACACUGAAGGCCUGAGUUAAGCUUAGGUGCUGCGCGGUCAGUCGAGGUCAAUGGCGACCUCACGACCAGCACCUCCCUCUGGCUGUGCGCAGCAGCGGGACAUCGGCCCCGACCUCGCCAGCGCCGCACAUCGGGCCACACCGGGGCACACGUCAUGCUGUGGGCAAGUUCGCUCGGACCUCGGCCCCGCCACUGCCGCGGCAGCCAGCGGCCCUCCCCACCAGCACACCGACCCGCCCCACCACCCGCCCCACCACCCCCACCCCCACCACCAAGCCGGACACAGCGAGCCGGGCCAGCCCCUGCACGAGGCGGCGGGCGCUCAGCGGCAGGGCCGGGCCGAGGGCCGGGCCGAGGACCGGGGCCCCGAGGAGGAGGCGUCUGCGUCCGCGCCUGCAUCUGCGUCGGAGCAGCACAGGACCGCCUCGUCUGCCGCCGCCGGCAGCACCGCCACCGCCGGCAGUGCUUCUGCGGGCAGCGCCGGCGCCGCGGUGGUGGGGCCUGGGGCCGUGCAUGGCUGGGGCGCUGGGCUUGGGGACUGCAGCGGUGGGGACGAGUACGGCGCAGGGAAGGCGCUGCGCUCCCGGAGGUGGCAGCCGGCGGGGGCUACUGCCGCCACUGCUGCCUCUGCCACCGCUGACGCCUCUGCUACUGCCGCUUCUGUUGCUGCUAUUGCCGCUACUGCCGCUGUGGGAUUAGCAGCACAUGCAAACCAGGCGACAACACUGGCACCGGAGCCGGCUCAACAGCAGACUGCAGCGGCGAUGACCGUUGCAACCGCAGGAGGGGAGGCCGGAGGAGCCCCGAAUGCGGGCCUGGGUCCUCUCUCCUCGCCGUCUCUGGAUCCGCCAGAUCUGGAUCCACCGCCGGAGCCAACGCCGGCGGUUGGCGUGCCCACGUCCCUGGCGGCGGGCGUGGCGGCGCUGGCGGCGGCGGAGCCGCUGGCGGCGGCGGCCCGCGGCAGCGGCGCCCCGGUGGUUGUGGGCGUGACUGCGGGCGGCUCGGAUGUGGUGGUGAUGCGGCUGCUGGCCACUGGGCUGAUGCGGGCCGCGCACCACCCGCGUGCCGGCCUGAUUGUGUUUGCGGCGUACGGCGACGCCUUCCCCGCCCCCCUGGCGGGCCGGCUCCCCCGGGCCGUGUACGACGACAUCCGGAGGCAGCUGAACCAGGCGUCCUUUGAGGCCCGCGGUGCGGCGCUGCUGCGGCCGCCCGCCUCCUUCGCCGUGUGCGUGUGCGCCGCCCUGCCGCUGGCCUGGCCCUGGCUGUGCCCCCUCAUGGCGCAACGCAUCUCCCGCACCGCCGAGGUGUGGGAGGCGGCGGUGGGCGCCAUCAACGCCCAGUACGGCACCUCGCAUGGGGUCAACGUGCGCAUGCGCGGCGGCAUGUACCUGCAGGUGGUGGGUGGCUCCUCCGUGUUCCCACUCCCCUCCGCCCACACCGCAGCCCACACCGCCGCCCGGGACCAGCCGCCGGCAAUGCUGCAGCAGCAGACCCCCCCAGCCGCCGCCGUCGCCGCCGCUUCCUCGGCAGCCGCUCCACCGGCGGCGGUGGCGGCGGUGACGGCGGCGGGGCCUCAGCCGGCGGCGGGCAGCGCCACGGGCGGGGCUCGCCAAGCGGCAGUAGCAGCGGCGGCGGCGGCGGCGGCGGCAGGCGGCGGGGCAGGGCCUGAGGAUGACGGGGAUGACGAGGCGUUGCUAGCGGCAGUAGCAGCGGCGGCGGCGGAGGCGGACCGGCUGGGGCAACACGGCGGCGGCGGCGGCGGCGUGUGGGCUCUGGGGCUGCAGGGCGCGGGGGCGCUCCUGGGUCCGCCGGGGUCUGAGCACGUGGGGCCAGUGGGGCCGGCGGACAGGGGGCGGGCGCUGACGGCACCGCAGCCCCACGGCCCGCCCUCCCGCGGCCCCGCCGCCACCUCCACGUUUCCCUUCCUCACGGCAUUGCAGCAGCACUCGCCUGAUCUAGCAGCAGCAACAGCAGUAGACUCACUGGCAGUAGACUCACCGGCAGUAGACUCAUCGGCGGUGGCACCAGCUCCCACGUGGGCGGAUGCGGGCGUGCAAACCACUGCACCGCCGCCCGCCGUAACCGCCGUCAUGUGGCCCGUGGGCGGCGGCGACGGCGGCAGUAGCACUGGCGUGGCGGGCGCGCGGGGACAAGGGCAGCAGCAGCAGCAGCAGUGGCCGGCGGCAGUAGCAGCGGCUGGCCUUCCCAUGCUACUGCCGCGGGCGCCGCAGCUGCCGGCGGGGGUGGAUGUGGCUGCGCUGCUAGCCAGGCACCUGCCGCCGCAGCUACUGCCGCCGCAGGGGCUGGCAGGGCUGGGGCUGGCGGGGCCGGCGGCGGCGGCGGCAGUAGCAGUGGGGCCGCCGUCAGCAGGCGCGCCGGCAGGCCUAGCAGGUGUAGCAGCAGCAGGCGCAGCGGCGGCUGGACCGGCGGCAGGUGGGUGGCAGGCCGUGCCGACGCCGUCAGGGGCAGGGACGUCUGUGGCGGCGGCGGGUGCGGUGGACUCCUGGCCGCCGCUGUGGCUGGCGGUGGCGGCGGCGGAGGCGGGCGGCAAGCCGGCGCCGCAGCCGGUUCCGGGCGUGUUGCAGUGUCUGGGCCGCACCCCCGGCGGGAGGCUGCGCUGGCGGCUGCCGUUGCUGCCAGCAUUGUCAGGGCCCCCAGGGGACCCCAACCCAGCAAAGGAUCCCACCUACACCUCCUGCAGACCUGCACCCUAGCACUGUCCCUAAUACGGUACUGCUGGGAGGGCUGGAGGCGCGGGAGCAUUUGGGGCCCGAGCCCCCACGGCCGCUGGCACCGCGUUGGCUGGGGCAUCGAAGCGCCACUCGUGCCCUGUGCAUGGUGGCUGCACUGCGGGUAGCUGCCCCUAGCUGGACCCUGCUCCCCCCACCCGACCGCUACCCCUGGCGUCGGGGACGGAAACGGUUGUACGGGGCGCCGUACGGUGGUUGUGGGAGAGGGGGGGGCUGGUGGAUAUGACGUGGGCCUGUUAGCUCAGUUGGUUAGAGCGUGGUGCUAAUAACGCCAAGGUCAUCGGUUCGAUCCCGAUACGGGCCAGCGGAAGCCUUUUGGGCCACGCGCCCACGCUGCAAUACGCGCACGAGAGGCCUUAAGGAUGUAAGGCCUAUAUGCC